AUGACGCAACCGACGCAGUCCCGCAGGCGUUUCGCUCCUGUGCCGAUCGAGACCACAUUCAAGGAGCACCGCAGGGGCGGCCCAGCCGCUGAGCCCACCCCCGAGCCCUCCCCGACCUCCGCCUCGCCGUCUUCGCCUCCGGCGCCCGUCCAGGUCACCCACCACGAGACCCAGACUGUCACCCGGGAGAAGCGCCGCUUUGCCCCGCAGCUCCUCGAGUCCAGCCGAAGGUCACGCAGGGCCGGCGAUGUCGGCCCGGCCACCAAGCCCGCCGACAAGACCGACAUCACCCCCUACGCCAAACACAUCUACUCCCUCACCUCCAAGAAGAAGCACAACCGGCGGCCCGGCCACGCUAGGAGGGAGUCUUGCGACGACGAGAUUGCCGACCAUGUCUUCGACCUCAACAAGCUGGAUGCGCAGAUGCGCCUGGAGGAGGCCAUGUCUGCGUUCCCCAACAGCACCGUGAGGCUUGGCGGCGCCGAGCAUUUCUUCCUGCGGGAAGGGUCCGAGGAUGACGACGACCUACCGCGCGGUAGGGCCAAGGCGCGCGGCGCCGGCAACAACGAGUCGCGGAGGGACUCGUCCGAGGACAAUGUCAAUUGGAUGGUCAAGGAGAUGCAGAAACACGCGGGUCAGUUGGCUGCCGAGAGAGGCGCCGGUGGGAGCGGAGCCAACGAUUUCGAUGACCUCGAUUCCGCCUCUGCAAGAAGCGAUGGACCCCCCGACAACACAUUUGCCUUCACCAACAAUGCUCGCCAUACCAUGCGCAGCUCGAUAGGGCCCCUGAGCCCCAUAGGCGAGCUCGGAGACCCCCUGGGCUCGCACCCCAGCAAGUCGGCUGAGCCCUCCUACUCUGGCCCUGCCGCAUCGUACGAUGCUCAGGCCCCUGCGCGGACGAUUGGCGAGUCAACUAUGCCCUACGUCCCAUCCGCACCACCGCCCAAGACAGCCGACGUCGACAUGCCUGACGCACCGCCGGCGCGGCCCGCUGCUGCCCCGGCCUCCCAGAUCCCCCCAGAAACCGGCUUCGCCCGCCCCCGAGGUGCUUUUGGCCGCUUCUACGGCUACCAGAACCAGGCACAAGACAAGGCCGCCGAGAAGGAACUGUUCCGCAUGAGGACGCGGCAAAGCCCCCCAAUGGCCGGCAAGGAUCUGACCUUCCGGAUGUGCCCGUCCCCCAAGCAGACCAAGCUCGACCCGGAGCAGAAGUGGGACACCGCCCUAGGUGGCCAUGUCGAGCCGAACCGGGACACCACGGGCCAGCACGGGCUCUGGAGGGGCUACUGCUUCACGCAGAACAAGGGCGGCGAGGCCUUGGCCCCCUCGCCCCGCCCCGCCAUGAUCAUGACGCCCAUGACACCGCAGACCCCAUACGAGCACAGCGAUCCUUAUGCCGCCACGAACGGGACGCUGGCUCCCUUUCCCGUAUCCGCCGAGCCGACACCCGUGGCGUCCGGGCAGGCUUCUGCGCUCCCGACCACCUCGGAGCACCGCUCGCGGGCGGGCGAGCCAAAGGGCCUGCACAUGCUGAUGGGCCUGGAGCAGCGGCUGCAGAAGGAGGUGGCAGUGGCGGAUCUCGAGGAGCGUAUCGCCUCCGAGUUUGACGACAAGUUCGUCACUCAGGUGUACAACUACCUGAGCCUUGGGUACCCGGCCACGGCACGGGCAUACGAUGAGGAGCUGUCCAAGAUCAGUCAGAUCCCGACGGAGGAGCUCGAGCAGGAGGAUGAUACGGUCAUGGACGGGAUCGGCAGCAGGGCCAAGGGACACAUGAAGAUCAGCAUGGACCUGGACAUGAAGGAAGACAGGCGCUGCCCGCGGUGGAAGGCUCUCAAGAAGUACAUAUUCGAAUGGGCCAGGCAGCAUCCAGACCUGGACAGCAUCACGCCCUUGGCAUGGGGCGUGGCGCAGAGGAGGGGCAGCUGGGGGAUCUGA
This is a messenger RNA of Diaporthe citri, 1938 nucleotides long. RefSeq lists its product as uncharacterized. The record is from RefSeq and is a predicted model, not a curated record. The transcript has a single exon. Bases 1 to 1938 code for a protein of 645 amino acids. Lineage: Eukaryota; Fungi; Ascomycota; Sordariomycetes; Diaporthales; Diaporthaceae.